Molecule: messenger RNA, 441 nt
Organism: Aspergillus calidoustus
Lineage: Eukaryota; Fungi; Ascomycota; Eurotiomycetes; Eurotiales; Aspergillaceae
Source: the annotation of a GenBank genome assembly
AUGAGUGACCUCUCUAGUAUCCAUGAGAAGGUCUUCGAAAACAGCGAUGCGAAACGCUUGGUCAUGAAAUUCGACACAAACCGUCUAGACCCCCACGACUAUGCCAAUUCAGCAAAGAGAAUUCUCAAUGAGGUCUUUCCUGACUGGGAACGUGACAGCCGGAUUCUCUUCCUGGCUAUGGAGGUGUUUCAACGGCGCACCUUCAUAGCCAUUGAUAUUAACCAUCAUGACUACGACUUCAAGACAGCACAUGAGGACGAGAAGCCACUUCCUGUCUAUUGGCUUAGACAGAAAAAGCACUGGACUCUCAAUCGAAUACCUAAGGAGGAUACUAGAACUUGUCGGAGAUUGGCAGAGCUUCACCGGUCCCAUGGUUACAACGCCACGCUGCCUCUUGUGGAGGAUUGCACGUCAGUUAUUGUGCACGACGAUCCCCGAUAG